This is a messenger RNA of Lates calcarifer (barramundi perch), 2087 nucleotides long. Its product is annotated as coagulation factor VII. The record is from RefSeq and is a predicted model, not a curated record. Gene Ontology annotation, biological process: blood coagulation; proteolysis. Gene Ontology annotation, cellular component: extracellular region. The coding region runs from base 249 to 1757 and encodes 502 amino acids. Gene Ontology annotation, molecular function: serine-type endopeptidase activity; calcium ion binding. The transcript has 12 exons. NCBI's taxonomy places the organism in Eukaryota, Metazoa, Chordata, Actinopteri, Centropomidae.
UGUCAUCAGAAGGAGGUCUGAUCUUGAAUGUCCUCGUCAGUUCCUGUUCAGGUCUGAGGUCUGAGUCCGUCCUGCUGUGUCCUCUGAGCCGAUCAUGUGACGUCUCUGAGUCAAUAUUUGAAUUCAGGUCAAAGAUCAAUCAAUUGGCUUCGUCUCUGUUUUUACCUCUGAACAGCCACCGUCCAUCAACAACAGGAGGAGACGACAGGAGAGAGAAGGAGACGACAGGAGACGACAGGUUCCUGGUUAUGGAGACAAAGAUGCUGCUGAGGUCAACAGGUCUGACUGUCUACAUCUUGAUGAUCUGCUCUGACAUCAUCCACUGCGCAGUGUUCCUGGAUCAGUCUGCGGCAGGUCAGAUACUCCGCUCCUCCUCCUCAUCCAGGAGGCGUCGAGCCAACUCCUUGCUCCUGGAGGAGAUGUUACCUGGAGACCUGGAGAGGGAGUGUUACGAGGAGAGUUGCUCCCAGGAGGAGGCGGCGGAGAUUUUCCAGACCAGAGAGAAGACGAUGGAGUUUUGGUUCAGAUACACAAAUCUGAACCCCUGUCGGACCAACCCCUGUCUGAACGGAGGGAUCUGCCGUCUGGACAGAGGAGACUUUGUGUGUCUCUGUCCUCCUCAGUACCACGGCAAGACCUGCGAGUCAGUGGUGUUACAGUGUCACUAUAGAAACGGAGGCUGUCUGCAGUACUGCAGAGACCUGACAGGGGGCGCUGGAGUUCAAUGUGGCUGCGCUGAUGGAUUCAUCCUGGACCCUGACGGACAGAGCUGCUCCCCAACUGUGUCGUUCCCGUGUGGUCAUCAGCAGAUGGAAGCGUGGCAGCAAGGUCGCUCUCUGUUGGACGACCUUGACUGGGAAAACGUCACCAUGGAGACGGGCAACAACAUCACAGAGAGCUGGGAUGUUAAAGUGAAUUUAACAGAGGAAGGGAGGACGACAGUGAACGCAACAUCUGGACAGAGAGGAAGAAAUGAAACGAUGCUGUGGGGGGAGGAGGGGGAGGUGGGAGGAGAGGGUAGAAGAGGACGUAUUGUGGGUGGAGUUCUAGAGAGACGAGGAGGGAGUCCCUGGCAGGUUCUGAUCCGCAGGUCUGAUGGUUAUGGUUUCUGUGGAGGGACUCUGGUCUCUGAUCGUUGGGUCGUCUCUGCUGCUCACUGCUUAGAGGAAUCUGCAGACCACGUUACUAUAGGAGACUAUGAUAAGAAACGACCUGAUCCAGAUGAGCAGGUGAUAAAGAUUCAGAAGGUCUUCGUCCAUCCUCACUUCCACUCCUUCACCUUCGACAGCGACAUCGCCCUCCUCUACCUCGCCCGGACCGUCCUCAGGGGCUCCACCGCCAUCCCCGCCUGCCUGCCUGACGCCCAUCUGUCCAAGUACCUGCUGAGGGAGGACAACCGGGGAGUGGUGACUGGCUGGGGCCUCACUCGCUUCAUGGGCAGGUCCUCACGGUUCCUGAGGAAGGUGACGCUCCCGGUGGUCAGCUACAGAGACUGCACCGCCUCCACUGAACAGGUGAUCACAGACAACAUGUUCUGUGCAGGUUACCUGGACGUCAGUAUGGACGCCUGCAGCGGAGACAGUGGAGGGCCCUUCAUGGUGAACUACAGAGGGACCUGGUUUUUGACCGGAGUCGUCAGCUGGGGGGAGAAAUGUGCUGCUACAGGGAAGUACGGCGUUUACACCCGACUGGGAAACUUCCUGAACUGGAUCAGAGACACCAUGGACAGGCAAGACCUGAAUGGUACCGAGAGCUGAGGGAGGAAGACUGAGGAAGACCGAGGAGCUGUCGUUCAGAGGACCCUCAUCAUCAUCAUCAUCAUCAUCAUCAUCAUCAUCAUCAUCAUCAUCGUCGUCGUUGUCAUCGUCAUUAGCUGCUGCAUUAAUCAACUCAUCUGUGAACAACAGGUUCUGAACUGACCCUCUGCUAUUGGCUGGUCUUUGGUCCCAGCACCUGGUCAGAGUGACAUUACCUGGGACCUGGACCUGCAGUACCUGGACACAGGUGUCACCAACUCUUUAAAUGUUGUGGAUUGAAUUUUAACUCAUUAAAUCCCCAAGAAAAAAUAAAUAAAACAUAAAACUUGA